AUGGCUAGCACACUGUGGCUGUGCGCGGUGCUCUGCGCUUCCCUGUGCAUCGGCAGCGGAUUCGAGGGGUGUGACGUUGUCGUGGACUCCUCGAUCUGCAUCAAGGACGGAGCGACAGUCCUGUUGCCCAGCGCAAGAAGGGACGGCCGAGUGCUGCACUACCGUUUCGACGAGGAGGUUGCUGUGGAUUCCAGUGGUUUCGGCAACCACGGCAUAGGCCCCGUGGCAGGGCAUUCGGGGUUCAGCGGUUUCGGUAGCUCAGCCUACUUCCGGAAGAAUUUUGUGUACCUUCCAGAUACCAAGCUGUUGCGGUCAAAUGAGUUCAGCGUGGUGCUAUUUGCGUUCUUACUAAAGGACGAGGAGUCAGCUGCAAGCGCCGAUAAACUUAACGACUUCUGCCCGCUCGUCCACAAGGGCAUUCGCACGGCCGCAGUGAGUGAAUGCGCGCCGGAAAUAGCCGUUAACCCGAAGGACGGCCGCGUGCGUAUCCUGCUGUCAGUCGAGUCCAACCAAACCCUGGAGAUCGAGUCUAACUGCAGGCUUCAACCACACCAGUGGUACCAUAUCGCCGUGGUGAAAGACAAAUCAUCGUUGACAUUGUAUAUAAACGGCAUCGUGGACUGUGUCCAUUCAACGAAAGGUACGCUAGGAGGCUUAUCAGCCAACGACGUCGCAGCAUACGUGCGAUACAACCCGCUACCGCUUUACGUUGGAGCAUCGCCGUACCUGGGCAAGUGUGACAUGCCCGUGCUCAUAGACGAGCUGUCAUUCUAUACCAAGGCUCUGGGACGUGACGAGGUACAGGCCGAAGCUUCCGCCGUUCUUGGCGGCGUCGAGCCGUCGUACAUCGCCAUCGGCUGCAUCAACUGCGGGUAG
Babesia ovata is the source of this 876-nucleotide messenger RNA. RefSeq lists its product as uncharacterized. The coding region runs from base 1 to 876 and encodes 291 amino acids. The transcript has 3 exons. Lineage: Eukaryota; Apicomplexa; Aconoidasida; Piroplasmida; Babesiidae. The record is from RefSeq and is a predicted model, not a curated record.